Molecule: messenger RNA, 876 nt
Organism: Chrysochloris asiatica (Cape golden mole)
Lineage: Eukaryota; Metazoa; Chordata; Mammalia; Afrosoricida; Chrysochloridae
Gene: MIP
Product: major intrinsic protein of lens fiber
Biological process (GO): transmembrane transport
Cellular component (GO): plasma membrane; apical plasma membrane
Molecular function (GO): water channel activity
Source: RefSeq, a predicted model, not a curated record
AUGUGGGAAUUGCAGUCAGCUGCCAUAUUUGCUAAGUUCUUUGCCACCCUCUUCUAUGUCUUCUUCAGUUUGGGGGCCUUGCUGCGUUGGUCCCCUGGCCCCCUCCAUGUCUUGCUGGUGGCUAUCACCUUUGGCCUGGGCCUGGAUACUGUGCAAGCUGUGGGCCACAUUAGUGGAGCCCAUGUCAAUCCUGCCGUCACUUUGGCCUUCCUUGUGCGCUCUCCGCUGUCGGUACUCUGUGCUUUCUGUUACAUGGCAGCCAAGCUCCUGGGAGCCGAGACUGGAGCUGCUUUGUUGUAUAGUGUUACACCAUCAACCAUCAGAGGAAGCCUAGUGCUUAACAUGUUACAUCCUGGGGUGAGUGUGGGCCAGGCCACCAUGGUAGAGAUCUUCCUGACACUCUAGUUUGUGCUCUGCAUCUUAGCCACAUACGAUGAGAAGCAGAACGGCCAUCUGGACUCCAUGUCCUUGGCUACUGGCUUCUCCCUCACCCUCGGGCACUUCUUUGGGAUGUAUUACACUGGUGCAGGUAUGAACCCUGCCCGUUCCUUUGCUCCUGCCAUUCUCACCCGAAACUUCACCAACCACUGGGUAUACUGGGUGGGCCCCAUAAUCGGAGGGGGCCUGGACAGCCUCCUCUAAGACUUUCUCCUUUUUCCUCUGCUCAAGAGUAUUUCUGAGAGACUCCUCAAGGGAGACAGACCCAGCAACCCCAACAAACAACCAGAAGAUACAGGGGAACCUGUUGAACUGAAGACUCGACCCUAUAAAAACACCAGCUGGCUAGCGGGGAAGCAUCUGGGUUUACAAGGAGGAGCUGGGCCAGGCCCUAGUUCAAGAAAGUAUGGGGAGGGCCAUGUUCCUCUUUACUUUUAA